AUGUCGCCGCGAUGGCCGGCUUCGCUAUUGGCGCUCCUUUGCCGCGUGUUAUCCGAUUCCUUGCCGUUUGCUUCUUUCUGUUUAUUGUUUUUGUUUCCGGUGCGGUUUCUCCUGUGGCUUGCUCUGUUGGAUCUGCCGCUUCGUCUUUGUCAUAAACUCAAGACGAGCUUCAAUAUGCUAGACAAUCAGUUAUGGACUCUUCAAUUUAAUCGAUUUCUCUUUACCCGAGUUCGCCAGAAUUUCUAGCAACCGGUUGAAAUUGGUUGAUUGAUGGUUGUCCCUAUUACCCGGUGAGCAAACAAAGUUUCGUUGUUAGGAUUGGUUUUCCGGCGACGAUCAAUUCACCGUAGUUGGG
Messenger RNA from Arabidopsis lyrata subsp. lyrata, 355 nucleotides. RefSeq lists its product as uncharacterized. NCBI's taxonomy places the organism in Eukaryota, Viridiplantae, Streptophyta, Magnoliopsida, Brassicales, Brassicaceae. The record is from RefSeq and is a predicted model, not a curated record. The coding region runs from base 1 to 246 and encodes 81 amino acids. The transcript has 3 exons.